AAAGAUUUCGAACUUGCGUAGUACAAUAAAAUCAAUUGGUGAAGAUAAUGCCGAAGCAAUAAAAAUUAGUGAAAUCAUGGCCAUUUUAAAUGAGCCAUCUUCAGAUGACAAGGAGGAUCAAGCUGUAUUCAAGGCAACAGAUGUCGACGUCGUAUACAUUCCACCACCUCAUGUGGAGUGUAUGACAGAUGAAGAAGAUCUGGACGAUGACCGGAUUAAUCUGAAUGACAACAAUGAUGAUUUUUUAACUGAAAUCACUGGUCAUGUUGAACUUCAAUACUCAUUGGAAGGAGAGAACAUUCAGGAUGUAGGUAAUGGACUCAGUGUCAACAUCUAAUGCACAUGGAAAUGUUAUGAUAACUGGCGGAUUUAAGAGGAAAUCUGAUUUGCUGUCCCCAUAUGGCGAAAACCCAGAAAUUCAAAGCUUUCAAAAUGGAAGAAAUUUUUUCUGAAAUUGGCUCUAAAUCUCCGUGUGAUAUUUUCUCGUUGUAUUUUGAUAAAUUAAUAAUUGCAGAGAUAACGCAUUUCACAAACGAAUAUGCGAAUCAGCACAAUGCUGCCAUUAACGUCACGCCAGUGGAAAUACGUAGGUUCAUUGGUAUUUUGUACAUUUCGGGGUAUCACACCUUGCCUCAUAUUGACCAUUAUUGGUCUGUUCGGCCCGACAUGGAAAUUCCAAUUGUAAAACAAGUGUUGAGUCGUAAUCGGUUUAAAAUAAUAAAACGGUUCUUACAUCUCGCUGAUAACACCGAUUUAAAUGCAGUAGAUCGUUUUGCCAAGGUUUGCCCGCUUAUUGAUGCUCUCAAUAAAAAUAUUAUGCAGUUCGGAGUUUUUAGCCAUAUUCUUUCCGUAGACGAACAGAUGAUUCCAUACUUUGGUCGACACUCAUGCAAAAUGUUUAUCAAAGGAAAACCGAUUCGUUUUGGAUUUAAGUCGUGGUUCUUAUGUUCAGAAAGUGGAUAUUUAUUUUCUAGUAUACUAUAUGGGGGUGCAGCAACCCCUCACGAUAAGAAUAUCGGUCUAGGAGCACAAACUGUUUUAGAUUUGCUUGCUAACGUAACUGACCCCGACUGCCAUAUUAUUUUCUUUCACAAUUUUUUUUUUAUCCUAUCAUCUUAUGUGCCUAUUGAAUGAGCCUCGAUUUUUUGCAACCGGUACUAUACGUGAAAAUAGGAUAGCAAAAUCGCCCUUAAGGAAUUUAAAAAAAGAGAAACGCGGGGCGUUUGACCAGCUACUCGAUGGUCAACAAGAAAUAUUGACGGUGGAACGAUAACGCUGUUGUCAAUGUUAUUACUAAUAACUCAGCCGAACCAAUGGUAUGUACAUACAUAUGUGCUAAAAGAUAUUGUCGGAAGCAAAAGAAAACUAUCAAAAUUCCACAGUCCAAAGUAAUACAAGAAUAUAAUCACGGUAUGGGUGGAGUGGAUCUUCAUGACAAUGCUGUGGCCAACUAUCGGAUAUGUAUACGAGGAAAAAAAUGGUGGUGGCCAAUAUGGAUUAAUGCUCUUGGUAACGCAAUGGUCAAUGCAUGGAAGUUGCAUUGUAUGUUAGCAAAAUUUUAAAAGACGAAACCACUUUCACAAAUUGAUUUUCGAUCUGAAGUCACAAACAAUUUGUCGACUUACGACAAUAAGGAAGAUUACGAGAAUGGAGAUGAAGAUGAGGACUCUGGACAUCCAUUGAACCUCUCUCAGAUCAACGAAAAGGUACACGCCGUCAUGAGAAGUCUUAAAAAUAAAUAUCGGCGCUGUAAGUUAUGCAAGAAACAUACUAUUUUUACUUGCAAAAAAUUUAACGUUUAUUUACAUACUAAAUGUUUUGAUGAAUAUCAUAAAAACUACAAUAUACAUGUCUUAUAUAAAAAAUACAUAUCUUUUA
Molecule: messenger RNA, 1878 nt
Organism: Bactrocera tryoni
Lineage: Eukaryota; Metazoa; Arthropoda; Insecta; Diptera; Tephritidae
Product: piggyBac transposable element-derived protein 3-like
Exons: 2
Coding region: 400-1134 (244 amino acids)
Molecular function (GO): sequence-specific DNA binding
Source: RefSeq, a predicted model, not a curated record